AUGCAGUGCGCCCUCCCCACCGCGGCCCGGUGCGGCUCCCAGCAUGCAGUGCGGCUCCCCCCCCUCAGGCGGAACUCCCAGCAUGCAGCGCGCUCUGGUGCCGAGGUAGCGGCCCGUGGGACUCCAUGUCCCAGCAGGCACCGCGGCUCCCGCCGUGCAUCGCGGCCGCCGUGCAUCGCGGCCACCGCGCUCCCAGCAUGCACCGCGCGCCAGAGGGCCCGUGACGCCCCGCGGCCGCGCUGCGAUUCCCCCUCCGGCCGCCAGGGCGGCUCGCUGGUCCCGGCUUCCGGGGACGCUCUAGCCCGGGACUCGCUGCCCCGCGCGCCCUUCCGCUUCCGGUCUGCGCGAGCGAACGAGGCCGAGUCCUGCUGCGUGAGGCGCCGCCAUCGCCGCGAUGCCGACGGGGGACUACGAGGCGCGGGGGGGGCCCGGGGGUCUCUGACUCUCUGUCUCCGCAGCGCGAAGCCCAGCUGGGCCGACCAGGUGGAGGAGGAGGGCGAUGACGACAAAUGCAUCACCAGCGAGCUGCUGAAGGACCUUCCCCUGAAAGACCUUCCCCUGAGCGGGGGGCUGAAGGACACCCCCUCGAACGGGGGGCUGAAAGACACCCCCCUGAGCGGGGACCUGAGCGCAGAUGUUGAGCUGCUGAAAGGAGGUCCCCUCCCAUCCCCAAAAGAGCUCAUCAACGGGAACAUCAAAACCAUCACCGAGUACCGGGAGGAGGAGGAUGGGCGCAAGGUGAAGAUCAUCCGCACCUUCCGAAUUGAGACCAGGAAGGCCUCCAAGGCUGUGGCGCGGCGGAAGAACUGGAAGAAAUUUGGCAACUCUGAGUUUGACGCUCCGGGCCCCAACGUGGCCACGACCACGGUGAGCGAUGACGUCUUCAUGACCUUCAUCACCAGCAAGGAGGACCUGAACUGCCAGGAGGAGGAGGACCCCAUGAACAAGCUGAAGGGGCAGAAGAUCGUGUCGUGCCGGAUCUGCAAGGGCGACCACUGGACGACGCGCUGCCCCUACAAGGACACGCUGGGCCCCAUGCAGAAGGAGCUGGCUGAGCAGCUGGGCCUGUCCACAGGCGAGAAGGAGAAGCUUCCAGGAGAACCGGAGCCGGUCCAGGCCCAGCAGAGCAAGACGGGGAAGUACGUCCCGCCCAGCCUGCGGGACGGAGCCAGCCGCCGCGGGGAGUCCAUGCAGCCCAACCGCCGGGCCGAUGACAACGCCACCAUCCGGGUCACCAACCUGUCGGAGGACACGCGGGAGACCGACCUGCAGGAGCUGUUCCGCCCCUUCGGCUCCAUCUCCAGGAUCUACCUGGCCAAGGACAAGACCACGGGGCAGUCCAAGGGCUUCGCCUUCAUCAGCUUCCACCGGCGCGAGGACGCUGCCCGCGCCAUCGCCGGCGUCUCCGGCUUCGGCUACGACCACCUCAUCCUCAACGUGGAGUGGGCCAAACCCUCCACCAACUGAGGCCGGCGCCCGGCCUGCUGCUGCGCCAGGAGCGGCUCAUGCUGUUGGGAGACUUGGUCGUUAAUAAAGGUUCACCCCAGC
Messenger RNA from Mauremys mutica (yellowpond turtle), 1548 nucleotides. It is a transcript of the gene EIF3G, whose product is annotated as eukaryotic translation initiation factor 3 subunit G. Gene Ontology annotation, cellular component: cytoplasm; eukaryotic translation initiation factor 3 complex. Bases 1 to 1467 code for a protein of 488 amino acids. Gene Ontology annotation, molecular function: translation initiation factor activity; RNA binding. The record is from RefSeq and is a predicted model, not a curated record. The transcript has 11 exons. NCBI's taxonomy places the organism in Eukaryota, Metazoa, Chordata, Testudines, Geoemydidae.